This is a messenger RNA of Beauveria bassiana ARSEF 2860, 1404 nucleotides long. RefSeq names its product guanine nucleotide exchange factor synembryn. Gene Ontology annotation, cellular component: cytoplasm. The coding region runs from base 1 to 1404 and encodes 467 amino acids. Gene Ontology annotation, molecular function: G-protein alpha-subunit binding; guanyl-nucleotide exchange factor activity. Gene Ontology annotation, biological process: G protein-coupled receptor signaling pathway. Lineage: Eukaryota; Fungi; Ascomycota; Sordariomycetes; Hypocreales; Cordycipitaceae. The record is from RefSeq and is a predicted model, not a curated record. The transcript is spliced from 5 exons.
AUGCCGGCGCAAGCUCUCGCAAAGCUCGAUGCCGUGAGCAAACUCGUUGGCAAGCUGACCAAGGAUAUGGGAAGCCUCUCCAUGGCCCCAAAAGACCGGAAUCAUGCCCUCGAGGAACUAAAGAUUUAUGGCCGCGAUCCCCGCAACGCAGAUCCCAUCUUUACGAAAGAGGGCAUAUCCAUGUUACUCGCAUAUGCCUUCAAUGACAAGGCGCCAAGCGAAACCUCGCGCGGCGCGCUCAGAGUUCUUGCCAAUUCAAUGGUGCUCAAACCCGAAACCAGGCAAAUGUUUGUCAACAGCGGAUAUGCGACCAAAGCAUGCAAACGACUCGGUACAGACAGUUGGGACGAUGAGUUCCUCCUCUCACGCAUCCUCUUCCUCUCAACGUACAGCGACGACAAAAUCAAGCUAUCUCCCUUGAUCAAAGAGCAUGGUCUCGCUACCAGUAUCAAUGCGAAUAUUGGCCGACAUGCAAAGCUGAAAACGGCAAGUAGCCUGGCCGCUGCUGGGCCAAUGGAGGAGAUGGCUCUGCCUGAGACGCUCAAGCUUCUCUACAAUGUCACAUAUUUCUGCCCAGAGGAAGCCUCGGCAUUCGAGCCUUCGGUGCCGCAGAUCAUUUCUAUACUUUGCGACCGUAAACUGCCGAGCUCAAAGGUGUUGAAUCCACCAUUUGGUCCCCUUGUCAAUUCCCUGCUCUACUUGGACCUGGCAGUAAAAACUUCCCAUUCAGCCUUGUUUCCCAGCGGCGAGGAGACGAAACUGGGCUCCAAGUUGAUCGAGAUACUAGACAGGGCGAUGAAAGAAUACUCCAGUCAAGACUUAGACGCCACUGUCACUCCAGUAGUCAAAUUUCUACUAGAGGUAUACAACCUCGGGCCAGAGUCUGUUCAGAAGAAGCUUCGCGAUGGUCUUUUGCCAACUUCAGAGGAUCGUCAAAAUGUGCUGGGAAAAGGUUCAUCGCUAUCAGCCCGUCUCCUCAAGACCUCUACAGAUCCCUUGGCUCCCAACCUCGGACCAGUCAUCUCACACCUUUUCUUUCUCAUGUCGAACAAUGAUGCCUCCAAGUUUGUGGAAAAUGUCGGCUAUGGAUACGCUUCUGGAUAUCUCUUUCGGAACAAUGUGCCAAUGCCUGCAUCUGCAAAGGCCACGUUCGAUGCUACAGACGAAGGUGGCAGCCAGCGGCCUGUGAACCCCAUCACUGGCCAGUUCAUUGAUAGAGAAGAGCGCGACGAUCUGCCUCCAAUGACCGAGGAGGAAAAGGAGCGAGAGGCCGAGCGUCUCUUUGUUCUGUUUGAGAGACUCAAGAAGAACGGCGUCCUCAGCGUACAAAAUCCUGUGGAGCAGGCUGCACGGGAGGGAAAAUUGCGUGAACUCAGAGACGAUGAAGUAGAGGAGCUCGAUUGA